Molecule: messenger RNA, 1011 nt
Organism: Camellia sinensis
Lineage: Eukaryota; Viridiplantae; Streptophyta; Magnoliopsida; Ericales; Theaceae
Source: RefSeq, a predicted model, not a curated record
AUGGAACAUGAGGAGACAUUGGCAAAUAUGGCUAGGAAUACACGCCAGGGUCAAACGAAUCGACGGACUGGUAAUAACAAUCGGCGAGGGAAUAUGACUAAUAAUGGUAGUGGUUCUCAAGCAGUCGGAGGAAAUCAGGGGCAAGAGUUGGGACACCAAGAACAAGCUGCAAUCCCCAAUCCAAUUGAAAUGGUUCAAGUGCUUCAAACGUUGGCCGGGGUGGUGCAACAACAAACCACCAUAGGGAAUAACUUGACUAGACUUAUGGAGCAACAACAGCGGAUGCAGCCAGGUGUUGGGCCACAACCAAGGCCACGUUGUAACAUUACCGAGUUUAAGAAGAUAGCCUUGGCAUUUGACGGAGCCACAGACCCUUUGGAGGCUGAAAAAUGGUUGACAGAAAUGGAGAAGUUGUUUCCCGUUUUUGAGUGUACGGAUGAUCAGAAGGUGACCUAUGCUACGUUUAUGCUACAAGGGAUAGCUAAUGAUUGGUGGCAGAUGGAGAAGCGCAUACACGAGCAUGAUGCCAACCCCUAUACAUGGGAAAGGUUUAAGAAGGAAUUCAAUGAGAAAUACUUCCCUAGCAGUGUUCCAUUUGAAGCAGAUGAGGAUAGUAGAGCACGAAAGUUUGAAGGUGGACUAAGAACGAACAUUAUGCAACAAGUGGUUCCUUUCGAGUUACCUACUUUUGGAGCAGUGUUGAAUAAGGCUUUGCUAGUUGAGAGUGGCCUUACCAGAGCCCAAGAAGAGAAAGAAGAGAAUUAUAAGAAGAGGCCUAGUUCUUCCAACUUCCAAACUAACAAUUCGAAGGGUAAUGCUAAGAGACAAAACACUUCUUCGGUUGGGAGUUGGGGAAGUCGAACUAUGGGUAGUAGUGUUGAUAAGAAGAAUGAUCGGGUACAAUGCACUAGGUGUAAUGGAUUCCAUCGGGAUAGUGAGUGUCGUUGGAAUACUGGGGCUUGUUUCUCUUGCGGGCAACAGGGGCACAGGAUAUCUGAUUGCCUUAAUUGA